ACGGAGACGGUUCAAAAAGCUAUUCAAGGAUGUUGGGAUUCUAUCCAUGUUAUCGAGAUUAACGAAAGAGUAAGUUCUUCGCGCCAAGUUCAUUAUAAGCUGACGAGUACGAUCAUGCUUUGGUUGCAAACAAAUAAACCAGGAAGUGGUAUGAUGAAUCUUGGAGGAUCACUAACAAGACAGGUAUGUUUUUUUGUGAGAGUUUAA
This is a messenger RNA of Cooperia oncophora, 207 nucleotides long. Lineage: Eukaryota; Metazoa; Nematoda; Chromadorea; Rhabditida; Trichostrongylidae. The record is from the annotation of a GenBank genome assembly.